GUUUCUGUGUUGAAAGGUGGUCACGGCCAGGCGGUGAACGAGGCGGCCAUCUUCCACGGCUGGGUGGUGCAGCAGGUGUCUGAGUUCCUGGUGACCCUGGACCGAGACCUCCAGAGGGGGGUGGGCGGACGCCUGGACUCCCUGCUGGGACAGUGCAUGUAUUUCGGCCUGUCCUUCAGCCGCGUCGGGGCAGACUUCCGCGGCCAGCUGGCCCCGAUGUUCCAGCGCGUGGCGGCCGAUACCUUCCGCAAAGCUGUAGAGGAAGCCAUAGACAGGUUCCAGGAGGACAUGAACCUGUACACUCUGAUCUCUCUCCCCUCUAUGCUGGGUGGGGGCUCCAUGCCAGGUACCCUCCAGCCCCCCAGUACCCAGCCAGGUACCCUCCAGCCCCCCAUGGCUCUGCUGGACUUCCCCCCUCUGGCCUGCUUCCUGAACAACAUCCUGACGGCCUUCAACGACCUCAGGCUCUGUUGUCCCCUCGGUCUGGCCCAGCAGGUGACCAAGUACCUGGAGGACGCCCUGGUGAAGGUCACCAAGUUGAUCGUGGCGUUCCACCGGGCUGAAGAGACGGCCUUCAGCGACCGAGAGAAGGAGCUGUUUGUCCAAUUCUGCUGUUCCUUUGCUGGGGACCUGGUGCCUUUCCUCAACCGUUGUCUACAGGUCCUGUUCCCCCAGCACAGCUCUCUGUCAUGCUGUCACAGCUCCUCUGUCAUACUGGGUAAAUACUCUGUUCCCCAGCACAGCUCUCUGUCCUACUGGGUGUCCUCCAACUCAAGUCCACCAGUACAGCGGUCUGGGUUGUAUCGAUGUGAGUCCAGUCCUGAGCCUCUGGCGUUUGUUCUUCCCAAGAGGGAGACGGUGACUCCGGUGGGAGAAGACCUCGGUGUUGAGCUGGACGGUUUUCACCACAGCUGA
Oncorhynchus nerka (sockeye salmon) is the source of this 915-nucleotide messenger RNA. RefSeq names its product conserved oligomeric Golgi complex subunit 8-like. Gene Ontology annotation, biological process: intra-Golgi vesicle-mediated transport. Lineage: Eukaryota; Metazoa; Chordata; Actinopteri; Salmoniformes; Salmonidae. The record is from RefSeq and is a predicted model, not a curated record. Gene Ontology annotation, cellular component: COG complex. The annotation marks the transcript as partial. The transcript has 4 exons.